UUAAGUGGCCAGGCUGAGACUGCAGCCGAGGGGCUCUAUCCCCCCUCGUGCUGUCCCACCUCGUGGGACAGGAACUUCCUGGAGACCGCCAGACUUUAUAGAGUCUUGGGGAGGGGGCCGGAAAUAGUUCAGAAAGAACUAGAAAAGCAAGUAGGCGCUCACUGAGCCUCCCUUCUCGUCCCCUGGGACCGUGCCCUCAAGAAAACGAAAUGAAUAUACAGAUGGGCGAGGCUGCGACCCACCCCGCCCAGCUUAAAGGAAACGGGACGCCUCAGAAAUACGACCCCACCUUCAAGGGACCCAUUUACAACAGGGGCUGCACAGAUGUCAUUUGCUGUGUGUUCCUCUUCCUGGCCAUCGUAGGCUACGUGGCCGUGGGCAUCAUAGCCUGGACCCAUGGAGACCCCCGGAAGGUGAUCUACCCCACGGAUAGCCGGGGCGAGUUCUGUGGGCAGAAGGGAACAAAAAAUGCGGACAAACCGUUCUUGUUUUACUUCAACAUCGCGAUGUGUGUUAGCCCCCUGGUCCUGCUGGAAUUUCAGUGUCCCACUCCUCAGAUCUGCGUGCAGCAGUGCCCAGACCGCUUCCUCACCUUCCUGAAUGCGCACAGCUCCCGAGAGCCUCGUGACUUUGAGUAUUACAAGCAGUUCUGCAUGCCCGGCUUCCGGAGCGGAAAAAGUGUGGCUGAGGUGCUUCGAGAUGGGGAGUGUCCAGCGGUUAUCAUCCCCAGCAAACCUUUCGCCCGGCGGUGCUUCCCUGCCAUCCAUGCCAGCAAAGGGGUCAUCAUGGUGGGCAAUGAGACAACCUACGAGGAUGGACACGGCACCAGGAAGAACAUCACAGACCUAGUGGAGGGCGCCAAGAAUGCCAACAGGGUUCUAGAGGCCCGACAGCUCGCCAUGCGGAUUUUUGAAGAUUUCACUGUAUCUUGGUACUGGAUUGUCAUAGGUUUGGUCAUUGCCAUGGUGCUGAGUCUCCUGUUCAUCAUCUUGCUGCGAUACCUGGCAGGCAUUAUGGUCUGGGUGAUGAUUGUCAUGGUGAUCCUGGUACUUGGCUAUGGCAUAUUUCACUGCUACAUGGAGUACUCUAGGCUGAGGGGAGAGGCAGGCGCUGACAUCUCCCUGGUGGACCUUGGCUUCCAGACAGACUUCCGAGUGUAUCUGCACUUGCGGCAGACCUGGAUGGCUUUCAUGAUCAUUUUAAGCAUCCUGGAAGCCGUCAUCAUCCUGUUACUCAUCUUUCUUCGCAAAAGGAUAUUGAUCGCCAUAGCCCUCAUCAAAGAAGCCAGCAGGGCUGUGGGACAUGUCAUGUGCUCUCUGCUCUACCCGCUGGUGACUUUCUUCCUCCUGUGUCUCUGCAUCGCCUACUGGUGCACCACCGCUGUCUUCCUGUCUACCUCUAAUGAAGCCGUGUACAAGGUUUUUGAUGACACACCCUGCCCGCUUUUGAGGAACACCUGCAACCCAGAGACCUUCCCCUCAGCGAAUGAGAGUCGCCUGUGUCCCAAUGCCCGCUGCCAGUUUGCCUUCUAUGGUGGUGAGUCGGCCUACCACCGUUCCCUGCUGGGCCUGCAGAUCUUCAAUGCCUUCAUGUUCUUCUGGCUCUCCAAUUUCGUGCUGGCACUGGGCCAGGUGACAUUGGCUGGAGCCUUUGCCUCCUAUUACUGGGCUAUUCGAAAGCCUGAUGACAUGCCUGCCUUCCCCCUCUUCUCUGCUUUUGGCCGAGCGCUCAGGUACCACACGGGGUCCCUGGCCUUCGGCUCCCUUAUCUUGGCCAUUGUGCAGAUCAUCCGGGUGAUUCUGGAGUACCUGGACCAGCGCCUAAAAGCUGCGCAGAACAAGUUUGCCAAGUUCCUCAUGGUCUGUCUCAAGUGCUGCUUCUGGUGCCUGGAGAAGUUUAUCAGAUUCCUCAAUAGGAAUGCCUACAUCAUGAUUGCCAUCUAUGGUACCAACUUUUGCACCUCGGCCAGGAACGCCUUCUUCCUGCUCAUGAGAAAUAUCAUCAGGGUGGCCGUCCUGGACAAAGUUACAGACUUCCUCUUCCUGUUGGGCAAACUUCUGAUUGUGGGUAGUGUGGGCAUCCUGGCCUUUUUCUUCUUCACCCAUCGGAUCAGAAUCGUGCAAGAUUCGGCCCCACCUCUCAAUUAUUACUGGGUCCCCAUACUGACAGUGAUCAUCGGCUCCUAUUUGAUCGCACAUGGCUUCUUCAGCGUCUAUGGCAUGUGUGUGGACACGCUGUUCCUCUGUUUCUGUGAGGACCUUGAGAGGAAUGACGGCUCUCAGGAGCGACCCUACUUCAUGUCGCCCGAGCUGAGAGACAUCCUUUUGAAGGGGAAUUCGCAGGCGGGCGAGCAGGAGGAAGUUGAGGAGAAGUAGAAAUGGAGGAUCUCGAGAGAAAUGACGGCUCAGCUGAGAGGCCUUACUUCAUGUCUUCCACUCUCAAGAAACUCUUGAAUAAAACCAACAAGAAGGUAGCAGAAUCUUAAAGCCGCCUGCCUCCUGCCCCUCUCAGGAAGCUGUGAUCGGGUGCUUGCUGUGCGGUGGGGUCAGAAUCCCCAGCUCAGCGGACUUGCCUAACGGCACAUCACUGCCUCUCUGCCACCCUCCCUGAGUUCCCAUCUCCAGGGACCUACAAGAUUUGGGGCAUCUCUUUCCUAUGCCAAAGGGCACUUGGGAGUUUUCCGUGCAGCCCUGGAAGCUGGGACAGAAUGGGUCUCUCCAGUCCUCACUGGCUCCGACGGUGCCAAUUUGGUGAAGUAACUUGAAGUCAAGGGUAGGAGGUGACCCAAGGAUGUCUACAGCAAGCUUCUUAGUACUUCCUAUACCCCCUCCAGCCAAGAGGAAAAGACUGGAGGAGAGACCCUCUGCAGAUGGGCUCAGUGAACCCCAGCUCCAAGCUCCCCUGCCUGCUCCAGCCAGGACAGAAUUGGAUCUUUGUGGCAGACUCAGCCCAAGAGCCAACAACUACGUUCUGGCUCUUACUGCGUUUUAACCUGGACAUGCAGUGAGCGGUCUAUCUGCUUUGUUCAGUCAGGCUCCACAGCUGCAUGGAGCCGCUGAGAGUGCCUUCAUCUGUUACCCCACCUCCAGCCUGGGCUGGCUGGGGUCGCAGGAAGGAGUGUGCAUGGGAGGAGCCUUCUGGAAGAAGCAGGGCCCUGUGCGAGGAGUGAGAAUGGCAGUGGUUGGGAGUGGCUGUGGGGAACAGGCCUCUCUGGUUAGAUCCUGCAGCGUGGCUUUGGCUGUUGGCUUCUUAAUGGAAAACUUGAGGCUUCCCGUCCAAGCUGGAAAAUGAAUGAGAACAGGGCCUGCCUCCCCGCCCCUUUCUCUGCCAGUAAUCCACACUGCUGUCUUUGUAAGAGGAAAGAAACUUAAGUUCACUCAAGGGAUGGUUUCAGGGGAUGAGGUGUGGGUGUGUUAUGGAUUCCAAGCUAACUAGGCCUGUCCUGUUCUGUCACCUGACACGCUAGAGAAUCUCUUUGCCAAACGUUCUGAACUUGGGAGCCGAUAGACUGGCUCCUCACUUUACCUGUCAAGCUAAGACCCUCCCCUCAGUCCUCCUUUGCCUACCAGGAAGAUACCAGGAUCUUGAAAACUGAGGCUACCAACGUGGGGUCCAUGGUUUCCCGUGUCUGCCCUGUGUGUGCCACCCCGCCCCACCCUCCUCUCGUACGCCCAGCCCCAUGCUUACAUAAUUGCAUUCCAACCGUUUAAUAAAGUGCCUCUUGUACAGA
Meriones unguiculatus (Mongolian gerbil) is the source of this 3730-nucleotide messenger RNA. RefSeq names its product solute carrier family 44 member 2 (gene Slc44a2). NCBI's taxonomy places the organism in Eukaryota, Metazoa, Chordata, Mammalia, Rodentia, Muridae. Gene Ontology annotation, molecular function: choline transmembrane transporter activity. The transcript has 23 exons. The record is from RefSeq and is a predicted model, not a curated record. Gene Ontology annotation, biological process: transmembrane transport; choline transport. The coding region runs from base 210 to 2375 and encodes 721 amino acids. Gene Ontology annotation, cellular component: membrane.